Molecule: messenger RNA, 1683 nt
Organism: Enhydra lutris kenyoni (northern sea otter)
Lineage: Eukaryota; Metazoa; Chordata; Mammalia; Carnivora; Mustelidae
Product: phosphatase and actin regulator 3
Exons: 13
Coding region: 1-1683 (560 amino acids)
Biological process (GO): actin cytoskeleton organization
Molecular function (GO): actin binding
Source: RefSeq, a predicted model, not a curated record
AUGGCCGCGUCCGAGGACGGGAGCGGCUGCCUCGUGUCGCGGGGCCGCUCGCAGAGUGACCCCAGCGUUCUCACCGACUCCUCGGCCGCCUCCUCCGCCGACGCCGGCGAGAACCCAGAUGAGAUGGACCAGGCCCCCCCAGCACGCUCCGAGUAUCUGGUCUCAGGGAUCCGAACCCCCCCGGUGAGGAGGAACAGCAGACUGGCCACCCUGGGCAGGAUCUUCAAGCCCUGGAAAUGGAGGAAGAAGAAAAACGAAAAGCUGAAGCAGACGACGUCUGCGUUGGAGAAGAAGAUGGCCGGCAGGCAAGGCCGGGAGGAGCUCAUCAAGAAGGGUCUGCUGGAGAUGAUGGAGCGGGAUGCUGAAAGCAAAGCCUGCAGCCCCGAUGGAGGGCCCCGGGCCGCACAGAGCGAGCCCUCCACCCCCAAGCAGGAGACGCUGACUUCCGAUGAAGCCCCACCCGGAAGUCCUCUGGCCACGGGGACGGACGCCUCAUCCCUAGACGAGCCGCUGUCCUUGGACUCCCAUUGUGACGACACAGCCAAGAUGCCGUCCACAUCCAGAGGUGAAGAAGCAGACGCCACCGGCAGCCUCCUGCCAACCACGGACGAGCCCUCUCAAGCCGUAGCUGGGUCUGACUCCCUGGACAGUCCUCCCAGAGCCCUGGAGAGAUCCAUGGGCCAACUCCCCAGCCCCCCGCUGUUGCCCACCCCGCCGCCCAAGGCAGGCUCCCAAACCACGAAAAACGUCACAGGCCAGACUGCGCUCUUCCAAGGCCCUGGUGGGAAGAGCGCUGACCCUCCCCUUCGAGGACAGCUUUCCACGCCCACGGGGUCUCCACAUCUCACCACUGUCCACCGGCCACUGCCCCCCAGCCGUGUCAUUGAGGAGCUGCACAGGGCGCUGGCCACCAAGCAUCGCCAGGACAGUUUCCAAGGAAGGGACAGUAAGGCGUCCCCGAAGAAGCGGGCGGACGUCCGCCUGUCGAGAACGUCCAGCGUGGAGCGGGCCAAGGAGAGGGAGGAGGCCUGGAGCUUCGAUGGGGUCUCGGAGAGCAAGCGGGCCGCCGCCAGAGGGUCGGAGGAGAACAAGGAGAACUUGAUCGUGAACUCGGAGCUCAAGGACGACUUGCUGGUAUAUCAGGACGAAGAGGCGCUGAACGACUCCAUCAUCUCCGGAACACUGCCAAGGAAAUGCAAGAAGGAGCUCUUGGCGGUAAAGCUGCGGAACCGGCCGAGCCAGCAGGAACUGGAAGACAGGAACAUUUUCCCCAGGAGGACUGAUGAAGAGCGGCAGGAAAUCCGGCAGCAGAUCGAGAUGAAACUCUCCAAACGGCUAAGCCAGAGACCGGCCGUGGAGGAGCUGGAGAGAAGAAACAUCUUGAAACAGAGGAAUGAUCAGACAGAGCAGGAAGAAAGAAGAGAAAUCAAGCAAAGAUUGACAAGAAAGCUGAAUCAGAGACCCACAGUGGACGAGCUGCGGGACAGGAAGAUUCUGAUCCGGUUCAGCGACUACGUGGAAGUGGCGAAAGCUCAGGACUACGACCGGCGCGCAGACAAACCCUGGACGCGCCUGUCCGCGGCCGACAAGGCGGCCAUCCGUAAGGAGCUAAACGAGUACAAGAGCAACGAAAUGGAGGUGCACGCGUCCAGCAAGCACUUGACAAGAUUCCACAGGCCAUAG